Linum tenue is the source of this 642-nucleotide messenger RNA. The record is from the annotation of a GenBank genome assembly. Lineage: Eukaryota; Viridiplantae; Streptophyta; Magnoliopsida; Malpighiales; Linaceae.
AUGCCGAAAGCUCUCGGAAGAAACCUGCAAAGCUGCUUCAGCGUCAUCACCAAACGCCCACUCCUCCCGCCGCCGCCGCCGUGCCGAUCACGCGCCUCACCCUCCCCGCCGUCACCAGAAGAUCACAACCCACCAAUCCCAAAUCUAUUCAAAAGCUACAACUCCCUUUUCGAGGAAGCCCAACCCCCAACAACCCCGCCGCCGCGGGUCUCCUCCGCUUCCUCCGCCUCAUCCUCCUCCUCCUCGGAGCCCGACUUCGCCACCGUCUACGCCUCCCAGCGCUUCUUCUUCUCCUCUCCCGGCCGCUCCAACUCCAUCGUCGAUUCCUCCUCCGCCGAUCUCACCGAUUGCAUUGUCGCAGAAGACGGGGUGGCGGUCCCCACGUACUCCCCGGACCCGUACAGGGACUUCCGGCAGUCGAUGCAGGAUAUGGUGGAUGCGACACGUGGGCGAGGGGGAUUGGUGGACGUGGGGUCCAGCUGGGAGUACCUGCACGAGCUUCUGCUCUCUUACCUUGCACUCAACCCAAAGACAACCCACAAGUACAUCGUUUGCGCCUUCGCCGACCUCCUUGUCAACCUUCUCUCCUCGGCGACGGAGACGGCGACGGAGACACGCGGCGGCGGCGGUUGUCGCAGGUAG